GAUAUUGAGCAAUGCGUUUCAGAUUUGAUUGGUGAUCUUUGCGCAAGCAGUUCGUGAGCUGAUCUUGCGUCCUCUUAGUAUUUAAUCACGCCGAAAUUACAUUAUGAAUACAGAUCUGGACAUGGACCCUCAGAGGAUCGUGGAUAUUGACGAACUGAAGUCGCACCUCAAUCUACCCCCGAAAGACCUCAGGACUCGCACGUCAGAUGUGACUGCAACAAAGGGUGUCGCUUUCGAGGACUUCGGGUUGAAGAUGGAUUUACUGAAGGGCAUUUUCGAGAAGGGCUUCGAAAUGCCGUCGCCUAUCCAAGAGGAAGCUAUCCCGAUCGCACUGGCUGGACGCAACGUACUGGCGAGGGCGAAGAACGGCACCGGCAAGACUGGUGCUUUUCUCAUUCCGCUGCUGAAUAUGGUCAAGCUGGAUAACAACAACGUACAGGCCAUAGUUCUGGUUCCGUCUAGAGAAUUGGCGCUGCAGGUCUCAGCCAUCUGCAAGGAGCUGGGCAAAUAUCUCGGAGUGCAGACUAUCGUGACGACAGGCGGCACUGAGUUGCGCGAUGACAUCAUGCGUUUCACGAAAACCGUUCACGUAGUGGUGGCGACGCCUGGACGCAUCUUAGAUCUGGUUGAGAAGGGCAUUGCGCGUGUGGGUGAGUGCCGGAUGCUAGUUCUGGACGAGGCAGAUAAGAUGCUGAGCCAGGAGUUCCAGAAGAUGGUCAGCAAUAUCCUCAACUAUCUGCCAAAAGAGCGCCAGGUGAUGCUGUUCUCUGCCACGUACCCUCGCACAGUGCAGGACUUUGUCAUGAGACACAUGUCAGACCCCUACGAGAUCAACUUGAUGGAGGAACUCACGCUCAAAGGAGUAACGCAGUACUACGCGUUUCUGGAGGAGAAGAGAAAAGUGCAAUGUCUGAACACUCUGUUCAAGAAGCUGCAGAUCAACCAAGCUAUCAUCUUCUGCAACUCUGUCAGUAGAGUAGAGCUGCUGGCUAAGAAAAUCGCACAGCUCAAGUACUCCUGCUACUACAUACACUCCAAAAUGGACCAGCGUCACAGGAAUCGUGUGUUCCACGAGUUCUCCAUCGGAAACUGUCGUAACCUAGUCUGUACUGACUUGUUCACACGUGGCAUUGACAUACCAGCGGUCAACGUGGUGUUCAACUUUGAUUUCCCCAAGAUGGCCGAGACCUACUUGCACCGAAUCGGGAGGAGCGGUAGAUUUGGACACCUCGGAAUUGCAAUUAACUUCAUCACGGAAAAUGACAAGCGCAAUCUGUUUCAAAUUGAGCGCGAACUGGGUACUGAGAUUAAGCCCUUCCCCACAGAAGUGCCGAAAAAGCUAUACGUGCCCGAGUAUCAGAUCGAUGAUAACGACCAAACGGAGGCGGCAGAAGCCAAGUCAUCAGAUGGAAAAUGAAAAUGAGAAGGAGUGAACAAGUGAACUAAAGGACAGACUUGGAAUGAAAGUAAUUGCACUCUAAAACAAGACUGAAUUAUUGUUUCUCACCACCACAACCACGAUAAUCCUGACAUUGUUGAAACCAUGAUACUGCUAUUCUCUGCAAAGUUGACCUCUUAAGUGGCAUUACAACUAAAACCGAAACCAAUCUGCUCAUUUUUAACUUGGAAUUUGAACAAUGUGAUUGAGAUCAACUGAUUGGCUUCGGUGUUAAAAUUGGACCCUGUUUGUUUAGUAUUCGUUCUGUAAAGUAGAACUAAUUAGAGUUUUGUUAAAUCUAAGUGAAAAUCAGCCUAAAAUGUCUAUAAUGCGAUGAGUGAGUUAUCUUAUCAGUGUUAUGAAUAUACCUUGAAGGUAUCCUAGAUAUAUUUGUUUUGAUCUUGAAUGGAAAGUUGGCAAGAAGUCUUUUAAA
Symsagittifera roscoffensis is the source of this 1871-nucleotide messenger RNA. RefSeq names its product probable ATP-dependent RNA helicase ddx6. Gene Ontology annotation, cellular component: P-body; cytoplasmic stress granule. Gene Ontology annotation, molecular function: ATP binding; mRNA binding; RNA helicase activity. Lineage: Eukaryota; Metazoa; Xenacoelomorpha; Acoela; Convolutidae. The record is from RefSeq and is a predicted model, not a curated record. The coding region runs from base 104 to 1417 and encodes 437 amino acids. Gene Ontology annotation, biological process: cytoplasmic stress granule assembly; negative regulation of translation; P-body assembly. The transcript has 8 exons.